AUGGACGAUGAAUUUAUAAAUGAUUCUAAUGAUGGAUUUGAAGACGAAAAUCCAGAGGAUCGAAAUCUGUGGCGGCUUGCGAAAAGGUACAUACGUGAUUGGGAAAAUCUCACGGAAUUUUACGAAGAUGUUCCUUUUCGGAAAAGGUACAGAUUCAGCAAAGAAGCUGUGAUCGAGACCUUAUUACCUUUGAUUGUUAAUGGAGACUUGCGAGGAUACAGCCAAGCAACAGUAUCGAGAAUUGUUGGACGAGUUUCCAAAAUUUUAGCAUCACACUUAAACAAAUUUAUUAAUUUUUCUACAGAAGAAAAACGUCGGAAUAAUAAAAAUAAAUUUUAUGAGGUGGCCAACUUUCCAUCUGUAAUAGGGUGUAUCGAUUGCACCCAUAUAUGCAUUAAGAAUCCUGGAGGGAAUUAUGGAGAGGUAUUCCGGAAUAGAAAAGGAUGGUUUUCUUUAAAUGUACAGGCUGUAGCUGGACCACAACGAGAAAUUCUUGAUCUAGUUGUCAGGCAUCCAGGUUCAACUCACGAUGCCGUAAUAUUUGAUCGAACCGGUCUGCGCUGUUGUUUCGAGUUAGGGCAUCUAGAUGGAAUUCUACUUGGAGAUAAUGGAUAUGCGUGCCGCAGAUAUCUAUUAACGCCUAUUUUAAGACCUGAGACAGACGCAGAACUUCGAUACAAUACUGCACACAAGAAAAUGCGAGUUAUCGUUGAACAAAUGUUCGGAGUUUGGAAACGUCGCUUUCCAUGUCUGUAUUAUGGCAUAAGAACAAAGUUGAGCACAUCGGUGGCAAUUGUUUGUGCUACAGCCGUUUUGCACAACAUAUGUAUUAAAUAUAAUCUAGGCGAAGUGCUCGAAGAGGAGCUAAAUGAACAAAUCUUUGAGAAUAUUGUAAAUCGAGAACAAGAUGGCAUAGGACUUGCGCAUAGAAAUGCUUUUAUUAUAAAACAUUUUUCGUAA
Molecule: messenger RNA, 960 nt
Organism: Solenopsis invicta (red fire ant)
Lineage: Eukaryota; Metazoa; Arthropoda; Insecta; Hymenoptera; Formicidae
Product: putative nuclease HARBI1
Exons: 3
Coding region: 1-960 (319 amino acids)
Source: RefSeq, a predicted model, not a curated record